Molecule: messenger RNA, 1155 nt
Organism: Dictyostelium discoideum AX4
Lineage: Eukaryota; Evosea; Eumycetozoa; Dictyosteliales; Dictyosteliaceae
Gene: metK
Product: S-adenosylmethionine synthetase
Exons: 3
Coding region: 1-1155 (384 amino acids)
Biological process (GO): S-adenosylmethionine biosynthetic process
Molecular function (GO): ATP binding; methionine adenosyltransferase activity
Source: RefSeq, a predicted model, not a curated record
AUGUCAUCUUAUUUAUUCACUAGUGAAUCCGUCACCGAAGGUCAUCCAGAUAAAAUCUGUGAUCAAGUAUCAGAUGCUGUUCUCGAUGCUUGUUUAGCUCAAGAUCCAUUAUCAAAAGUUGCUUGUGAAACUGCAACCAAAACUGGUAUGGUUAUGAUUUUAGGUGAAAUUACCACCAAAGCCAACGUUGACUAUCAAAAAGUUGUUCGUGAAGCUGUUAAAAAGAUUGGUUAUGAUGACUCAUCAAAAGGUUUUGAUUACAAAACUUGCAAUGUUUUAGUUGCAAUUGAACAACAAUCACCAGAUAUUGCUCAAGGUGUCCACAUUGGUAAAGUUAACCCAGAAGAUAUUGGUGCUGGUGAUCAAGGUCACAUGUUUGGUUAUGCCACCAACGAAACCCCAACUUUAAUGCCACUUACUCAUUUCCUCGCCUCUGAAUUAGUCAACAAAUUAACUGAAUUACGUCACAAUGGUACCUUAGCCUGGGCUCGUCCAGAUGCCAAGACUCAAGUCACUGUUGAAUACAAAAAAGAAGGUCACAAAAUCACUCCAGUCAGAGUACACACCAUCGUUAUUUCAACUCAACACGACGAAAAAGUCACCAACGAACAAAUCAGAGCUGAUUUGAAAGAAUUAGUCAUCAAAGCUGUUGUUCCAGCUCAAUACUUAGACGAUAACACCAUCUACCAUUUGAAUCCAUCAGGUCGUUUCGUCAUUGGUGGCCCAAUGGGUGAUUCUGGUUUAACCGGUCGUAAGAUCAUCAUUGAUUCAUAUGGUGGUUGGGGUGCUCACGGUGGUGGUGCUUUCUCUGGUAAAGAUGCCACUAAAGUCGAUCGUUCUGGUGCUUACGCUGCUAGAUGGAUCGCUAAAUCUUUAGUUGCCGCUGGUCUUGCCGAUCGUUGUUUAGUUCAAGUUUCAUACUCUAUUGGUGUUGCCAAGCCACUCAGUGUCUUUGUUGAUACCUAUGGUACCGGUAAAAAGACUGAUGCUGAAAUCCUUGCCAUCAUCGAUAAUAACUUUGAUUUACGUCCAGGUUGUUUAAUGCGUGACCUCCAAUUAACUCGUCCAAUUUUCCAAAAAACUGCCUCUGGUGGUCACUUUGGUAGAAAUGAUCCAGACUUUACCUGGGAAACCGUCAAAGAACUCAAGAUGUAA